Nanorana parkeri is the source of this 3447-nucleotide messenger RNA. It is a transcript of the gene COG1, whose product is annotated as component of oligomeric golgi complex 1. Gene Ontology annotation, cellular component: COG complex; Golgi apparatus. Gene Ontology annotation, biological process: intra-Golgi vesicle-mediated transport. Lineage: Eukaryota; Metazoa; Chordata; Amphibia; Anura; Dicroglossidae. The record is from RefSeq and is a predicted model, not a curated record. The transcript is spliced from 16 exons. The coding region runs from base 58 to 3447 and encodes 1129 amino acids.
CGCAGGGUCUUCUGGGGCUGGUAGUUUGGCCAAGCCUUCCGGGCCGAGCUGUCAGAGAUGGCGGCGAGGAGGAUGAGUGAGAUGCGGGACCCGGGGGCCCUGUUCGAGGCUCACAGCGCGGAGGAGAUCCGGGCCCUGGAGAGGAAGGUGCGGGCGGAGAUCGAGCACAAGAAGGAGGAGCUGAGACAGAUGGUCGGGGAGAGGUACCGAGAUCUGAUCGAGGCGGCCGAUACUAUCGAGGAGAUGAGGAGGAGCGCCGAGCAGGUCCUGGGAGCUGUGCGGGGCCUGGAGACCUACUGCGGGGGCCUGAAGGCCAAAUCCGCCGCAAUACAUAAAGGGAAGAGCGCAGUCCAGUCACAGGAGAGAUUCUACUGCAUGGCCGCUCAGAUCAAACUUCUGCUGGAGAUCCCGGAGAAGAUCUGGAGCUCUAUGGAGGCCUCUCAGUAUCUGCACGCCACCCAACUCUACCUGCUGUGCUGCCACCUGCACUCCCUGCUCCAGCUGGACUCCUCCACCUCCCGCUACAGCCCCGUCCUGCAACGCUUCCCCAUCCUCAUCCGCCAAGUGGCAGCAGCCGGAACCUUCCGCUCCACCAUCCUGCAGGAAAGCAAGGCGCUUCUGAAAUGUCCGUCGGUGUCGGACCAAGCCGUCACGGAGGCGCUGUGUUCCAUCAUGCUGCUGGAGGACAGCUCCCCCCGGCAAGCUCUGGCCGAUUUCCUGCUGGCGAGAAAGGCCGGCAUCCAGCAACUGCUCAACCAACCUCAUCACGGCUCCAGCAUCAAGUCUCAGGUUUGUUCCCUGGUGGAGCUUCUGGCGAAUACGCUGUACCAGGCCCACGCCCUCUUCUACACGGCGCCGGGUGACGUGCCGCCCAAUCCUUCUCUGAAUUCCGGCCUCUUAUUCUCUAUGUUAGGGACGGUGACGGCUCAGGACGGAGGAGGGAAAGGUAUUAAGGUUCUGAGGGAGGAAAUGAAAUCUGUCGGCUGGUUUAAGCACCUUCCGCAGUCCGUUGUGGGCUUCCAGCCCACGCUGAGGACGCUGGCUCAUCCCAUCAACCAGGACUACCUGAGGGAGACUCUGCAGCAAUGGAUCAGCAUGUGCAAUGAGGAUAUAAAGUCGGGUAUCUCCGCUCUGCUGGUCUAUGUGAAGAGCCUGAAGGGUCUGGCGGGUAUCAGAGACGCCAUUUGGGAGCUGCUGACCAGCGAGUCCAUGAGCCAGAAUUGGGACGUUGUGUGCCAGCGGCUGCUGGAUCGGCCGAUCCGCUUCUGGGAGGAUCUGAUGCAGCAGCUGUUCUUGGACAGACUUCAGACUUUGAUCAAGGAAGGUCUGGAAUCCAUCUCUAAUGACUCCGUACAGCUACUGCAGUCUUCUCUUCAAGAGCUUGAAGGGAAUACGGAAGCCUUGAAACACACCCAUUACGAGGGUAAUAUCUGCGCCUUCUUGUGGGCCGAAAACCAGAACGACCUGCCACCGGACGCGGCCUGGGUCAGCGUGGCAAGCCGCAGCGCCCAGUGCCGGAGCGCCUUGUCUCUGAAGGCCCAGGCCGUCACUCCAUGCGUCCUGACCUUCUGUCAAGCUCUAGACUCCAAACUCAAAGUCAAGCUGGAGGACCUUUUCUCCUACCUGCCGCAGGAGGCGUCCGACCAGCAGAGCAAACCUGCCAUCACGGGACUGAAACUCUCGGCCUUCGAUCGGUAUGGAGACGCUAACACGGUGCAGGAGAUGCUGAGCCAGCAUUGCCUGACCUGUAUGCAGCACAUACAGGACUCCGUUAAAGUGCAGCUCCAAGCGGCAGCCGAGACGGGGCUAGCCAGUCGGGGCGACGGCCUCCUCGGCUCCCAAGUCGCCACUGUACUUUUCUUGGCCAGGCUGUGCCAGUCACUCGGUGAACUGUGCCCGCACUUGAAGCAGUGCAUUCUGGGUAAAUCUGGUAGCCUGGAUAUCAGCACGAGGGAGCCGAGGUCUACAAAAAAGACCGGCAAGGGCAAGCAGCCUGAUAAACCUCAGAUCCGCUGCAAGUGGCAAGAACUGAAGGACAAGCUCAUCAAACAGUCCCUGGAUGCCUAUUCUAUCUGGAGCUCAGCCGUGGUGCAACACCUAGUCCGUUCCUUCACACAGUCCCUUCUGCUCAAUGCUGCGGGUUCAGCCCUAGCUGCUGCCACCCAUUGGGAUGAGAUUGAAAUUCAAGAGGAGACAGAGGCAGGAAGCAGCGUGGUGUCAAAAAUCCUUCUGCCGGGACAGUGUUCCUGGUAUGUCCAGCCGCUCCUCUUCAACCUGUGCCAAGAGGUGAACCGUGUCGGAGGUCACACCAUCCCCAAAGUCACCCUGCAGGAGCUGCUGAGAACCUGUCUGGAGGAAGUGAUCAGCGCCUACGAGAAGCUGUGCCAGGAAAGCACGGGAAAGAAGAAGCACGGCUCGGCACUCACACAGGCCCGGGCCCUGCAGCUCCUCUUUGACCUGCGUUACAUCUGGCUCAUUCUUGGCUCUCGUUCUGAAGAUGGAAUGACCAGCAAGAGCAAGCCGGACUCCAGAAUUCAGCAAGUCGCAGACCGGUUGGAGAGCUGCAUUGACCCAUUCGAUCUGGACGUGUUCACACCUCAUCUGAACGCCAACCUCAACCGGCUGGCACAGAGAACAUCUGUCCUGUUUGGACUUCUUACCGGAGCAGAGAGUCAGUUUACCAGCCGGAGCUCCACGCUGGGCAUCCAGGAAACCCACAACGUCCUUCCGCUGGCCUCCAGUCAGAUUGGGUUUGGGCUGCUUCCUCUCAGCAUGUCUAGCUCUCGAAAGACGAAGUCAGCGGGCGGGACAGCCGAUCAAGUCAAAAUGCUGGAACCGGCGACCGCUCCCCAGCCGGCAGAGGACAGCUUCCGUCCGGGCUCUUUAUUCCGACAACUGGCCACACAAGAUGAAGACCUGCAGGCGCCCUCCUACUUCAAACUGGGCUGGCUGUCCAGCAUGACCAAGUGCCCCCCCCCCCGAACCUUGCCGUGCUCCUCCCCCAUGAAUGAAGAACUGACAAUGACACAUUUUUAUUUUAACGUAUGGGCAGACCAAGGAUGCCAAUCACAAGAGUCCACCACAGCAAAUCAUGAGAAGAAGAUGAAGUCCAGGCCGAUCCUAACCACUGUCCACCAUUAUACGGCAGCACCCGAGCUUGGCUCCCAGGCUGAUGAGGAACAUGCUGACCUCACUAGUAUGUUGCUGUCCCUUGACCGUCCAAUCACGGGCUUGGGGGGCCAAGUUGUGUUACUUAACUACAGCAGAGGACAUUCAGGGCCCUGGGCUGGUGCCUCGGAUAUCUGCUCCUUCAUAACAUGUGGCCCAAAUGUACCCAAAAACAGAGAUCUGAUCAGCGUAUCACGGACACCAUUCAAGGGCGGACUUUCACCUGUGUCCAGAAGCAACUUAAACCGGUCAUACAACCCAACACACCACACCCUGUAA